CCGGUCAGUUGUAAUUUCUAAAAUAUAUAUUUUUUAUUUUGUUCAAUAAAACUCGAAUACUAUCGAUAUUACCUAUUAUUGGAAGAAAAAUGGAUAGUCAAAGUAUAAGGCCAGAACCAAGUGAGCCAAAGAAUGGACUUGACUGCAAUAAUUCUUUCGAAAAUGUAACCUCAGCCCCAGUCAAUGCAAAAGAAUAUGCAGCUGCUGUGAGGACUUGGAUUUGGCAAUAUCACAUGUGGAAUCAAAUGAAUAUGAUGUCUAGUAUGAUGCCAUUUCAUGCAAUGAGUUGUAUGAAUGGACAGAAUAUGAGAUUGAACAAUCUUCAGCCACCCGCCUCUCCAUACAUCGCUCACCAGAUACCGCAGCAGAAUGAUGUGAAUAGACGACCUGCUGUGCGCCAGCAAACAGACCAAGCUCCACAGCAGUUUGCAAGUAUAGACUACAAAAUCCCUUCAAUAUGGAAAAGACUAUUUGCAGAAUUCAUUGACUUUCUGCUCCUUUUCAUCGUCAAACUGGGUGCAACAAUGAUUGCCAUUGAUAAGUUUGGAUACACGAACCUAGAGAGGUAUGAUCUAGACUACAUGAUGCUAUUGAGCAGUGAAGAAGUGGACCCAGAGAAGAUUCUCAGUCUCAUGAAUGAACUCAUAGCUGUCGAAGUCCUGAAUAGAAUCUUUGUCAUAAUUUUUGAAACAUUUUGCUUACACAGAGGCAUGGUGAAUGAAAUUGGAGGCCAAACUCCUGGGAAGAGAAUCGCAGGAAUCCGAGUUGUGUCAUGUGACCAUGUGUUAGAGCUGCCCAAUAGUGUUAUAAGAGUUGUCCCAAAUGGGAAUAUAGGCAUUUGGAAUGCACUGGUCAGAAGUACAAUUAAAAACUUUUCGAUGGCAUUCUUUUUCCCUGUUUGCUUCACAUCAUUGUUUUUCCAACAUAAAAGAUCUGCCUAUGACCUCCUCUCCAGCAGUAUGGUUGUGGAGGAUAUCCCCAUACCAAGAAGAAGAAGAUAAACACUCAGUACUGUCAAAUUAAAGCAAAACAGUACAACUUAUUUACAAUCAAAAAAUGUAAAAAAAUAGUCUUGCGUCAAGUCAAGAUGGUUAGUAAGUUACACUCAGAAGGAAUUGAUGCAGGACUAGUUUUGAUGGUACAUAUGUGUAUUUAUCUCCAAUUCUUGUUGCAAAAUUUUAUUGUAGUAAUUCCACUUGGGAAGUAUCUAUGAUCAGUCAGUGACAUAAGCUCUACUAUAUUUCACAUGAGGGAAAUCUGGUACACUCCAUAUUGGUUGAGAAUACAAUUAUUCUGGACUUGAAUUUGUCAAGUAGGUUGGUUAGAGCACAGUGAAAAUAUUUCUCAUUAUUAGUUGGUGUGAUUUACUUACUGAAAACGAAUUUUCAAUACACAUGACUGAAAGACACUCAAGAAUUACUUUAUAGAAGACAUAAAUGAGUGAUUUGUUGCUGAAUGAUGAUAGAACUCAUCCUUGGUCCAAAGGUAU
Molecule: messenger RNA, 1489 nt
Organism: Owenia fusiformis
Lineage: Eukaryota; Metazoa; Annelida; Polychaeta; Sabellida; Oweniidae
Source: the annotation of a GenBank genome assembly